AUGAAGGGGAGGAACAAGAUGCUGCUCUCUGCUCAAAAGCAGGCGCGACAGCGUCUCGAGUCCUCCGCCACCGUCGGGUCGAUGACGUCGCUCGAGGCCUCCCCGCAGUUCCGCUCCAACAAGCUACUGGAGGUGAGGUACAAAGGUGAAGUGCGAAGGGCCAUGGGAUGGAAGCGAAGAAUCUUCGGCAUCGGACCCAAACUCCUCGGCAUCCCCGGCUCCCGCAUGGUACACCCGGAGUCGCUGUUCGCUCAAGGGGUCGCCCUUCUCUCUGCCCUGCUCCUCAUCUACUCUGCCAUCGUGACGCCCGUCAUCGUCGGCUUCUACUGGCACACGGACUGCUUCCGCUCCCCCACCCUAGAGUUCGACAUGCUCGUCGACGUGUUCUUCCUCCUCGAGAUUGCCUUCACCUUCUUCUGCGGCGCCAUGGUCAAGGGCCGCUACUGUGACGACGCCUCGACCGUCGCCUCCUCCUACCUGCGCGGGUCGUUCUGCUUCGAUGUCAUCACCUCCAUCCCCGUCUCGUGGGUUGAGUUCUUCACGCUCCGCAAGUGCGAAGAGGGAGGUGGAGGGUCCAAGUCCAGCCUGCGGGUGGUGCGAGUGGUGAAGCCGCUGCGGCUGUUCAAACUGCUGCGAGUGAUCAAGGCCAUGAAGAUCCUGGCGAUCCUGGACCGCAUCGAGUCGUAUCUCAAUCUCCCUCCCUUCAUGUUCCGCAUGCUCCGAGUCUUCUGCAUCGUCGUCUACGUCGUCCACAUGACCGCAUGCACCUACUGGCUGGUCAAGGAGCUGACGCACAGCCGGGAGGAGACAGACGCCUGGUUCCUGAGCCUCUUCAGCGAGGGCUCGGGGGUCGAAGCAGGAGAUCUGUUUCACCAGUACGUCCUCGCUACCUACUUCAUCAACACCAUCUUCUCCACCGUUGGGUUCGGCGACGUCGCGCCCGACAACUCCGAGGAGCGAAUCUUCUGCGUGUUCGCCAUGUACCUCGGCACCAUCGUCUUCGGUACCCUCCUCUCUGAGGUUCACGAGGAGCAAGGGGAGGAUACUUCAGCAAGUCCGCGACUUCUUGCGGGGAAACCACGUCCCCCCUCGCAUCGAGCAAGCCUCCAUCAACUGGGUUGA
Molecule: messenger RNA, 1122 nt
Organism: Guillardia theta CCMP2712
Lineage: Eukaryota; Cryptophyceae; Pyrenomonadales; Geminigeraceae
Exons: 2
Coding region: 1-1122 (373 amino acids)
Biological process (GO): potassium ion transmembrane transport; regulation of membrane potential
Cellular component (GO): membrane
Molecular function (GO): voltage-gated potassium channel activity
Source: RefSeq, a predicted model, not a curated record